Plasmodium gallinaceum is the source of this 8016-nucleotide messenger RNA. RefSeq names its product RNA polymerase I, putative (gene RNAPI). The record is from RefSeq and is a predicted model, not a curated record. Gene Ontology annotation, biological process: DNA-templated transcription. Bases 1 to 8016 code for a protein of 2671 amino acids. Gene Ontology annotation, cellular component: RNA polymerase I complex. The transcript has 3 exons. Gene Ontology annotation, molecular function: DNA binding; DNA-directed RNA polymerase activity. NCBI's taxonomy places the organism in Eukaryota, Apicomplexa, Aconoidasida, Haemosporida, Plasmodiidae.
AUGUAUGAUAUAAAUAAUGCAAGAUGUGUUGAAAUAAAAAGCGCAGAAUUAGAUGUAUUAAAUAGUGAUGAAUUAAAAAGGAUUUCUCUUGGUAAAUAUGAAAAUGAGCAUUAUGAAUUUGAAAAAGUACAAAAAAGUGGAGUAACAACGAAACUUUACUAUGAUCCUAGAUAUGGGACAAUUGAUAAUAAACAAAUUUGUUCUGUUUGUUUUGAGAGGCAUGAAAAUUGUUUUGGUCAUGUUGGCCAUUUAGAAUUUGUUUUACCUUUAUUUAAUCCUUUAUUUUAUAAAGAAUUGCAAGAAUUAUUAAAUUUAGUAUGUUAUAAUUGCUAUAACUUUUGUUGUUCUGAAGAUGUAAUAUUUUUAUUAAAACAGGUUUUUCAAUUAAAAACACUCAAUGAAAUAGAAAGUACCAAUAAACUUAUUUAUAAAGAAAACUGUGAUUAUGAAUAUUUAAUUAGUGAAAUAGAAAAAUUAUAUAAAAAAAUAUGUAAAGAUUCGGAUAUUUCUCUGGAAGACAUAAUCGAAUCUAUUAGUGAUGAAGAUGAAAGUAAUACAGAUAAUAAUUUGCAUAAUAAUGACAAUGAUAAUUUAACUACAAAAGGAAAAGAAAAAAAUUACUUAGAAGAAUUAUCAGAAAUAGACAACAAAGAAAAUAACAAAUUAAAAGAAAAAAUUAACAAAUAUAAAUUUGAUGCUAAUAAAUUAGCUUAUCAAUCAAAUUAUAAUUAUGAAGAAUAUCUUAUAUUAAGUAAAACGAUCAAAAUGCAUAUGAAAAAAAGUAGUAAAUGCUAUUAUUGUAAAUUUCACAGAAAUAUAUCAGCAAAAAUAUCGCAAAAGAGAGAUACCAUCAAUUUUGUAGGAAUUUAUACAAAAAACUCUUUUUUUAAGAAAUAUUUUCCAAAAAUGAAAAAAAAAGAUGAUGACAGUUUUGAUAUAAAUGAAUAUGAUGAGUUAAAUUAUGAAAGUGAAAAUGAAGAAAAAAAAAAAAAAAGAAAGUUGGAUGAAAGUGAUCAUUUUGUGGAUAUUAAUGAAAAAUAUACCAAUAAUUUCAAAGAUUAUACAUUUAAUGAAAAAAUGAAGAAAGAAAUGAAUUCUGAUUCAUCUAUUGAACAUUCUUUGAAUAACAAUGAUAAUAAUAUUUAUGGAAAUAUUGAUAAUAAUUUAAAUGAAAGAAAUACUUCAUUUUCAGAAAUGCUUGAUAAUUAUAAAAAGCAAAAUAUAAAAGAAAAAUGCACUAUUCGUUUAUUUAGUUUUCAAGUAAUAGAUAUACUGAAAAAAAUAUUUGUAAAAAACAAUAAAGAAAUUAUAGAUUUGUUGUAUCCUUUUACAAAAAAAGAUGGUUAUAAAAUAUUUUUUUUAUAUGACAUGGGAAUAAGUGCAAACAGAUUUAGAAGUAGAUAUAGAGGUAUGCAUAAAAGAACAAAAAUGGCUGGUACUUUAUGUAAAAUUAAUAAUUUUUUAAACUUAUGUUUAAAUGCAAAAAAAGAAAUAGACUUUGAUUCUUUAUUAGAACAUAAUAAAAAGGAAUUAACUUUAUAUAAACAAAUGUUUUCUUUACUUUCAUUAAAAAUUAGAUACAAAUUAAAUAAUAAUAUAAUGGAUGAUGAUACUGAAAUAACAAAAAUGGAAUUUUUAAAAUGUUAUUCAUUGGUGUAUCAUAAUAAAAGUACUUAUAUAAAUAUUCUUUUUAGUAGUUUACAAAUAGGAGUAAAUACUUUUUAUGAUAGCAAUCUUGCAGACAAAAUAAAUAAUAGGAAUAUGACAAAUAUUGGCAUACGAGAAAUUUUAGAUAAAAAAGAAGGUAUUUUAAGAAAAAAUAUUAUGGGAAAAAGAGUAAAUCAUUGUGCUCGAACAGUUAUUUCACCAGAUACGUUUAUUGAGACAAAUCAAGUUGGAAUGCCAUUAGAAUUUGCUAAAGUAUUAACUGUUGAUGAAUAUGUGACGCAUCAUAAUUUAGAAUAUAUAAAAAAGUUAAUAGAAAAUGGUCCACAUAUAUAUCCAGGUGCAAUUAGUUAUAAAGAUUCUAAAGGAAGAGUAUUUAAAAUAUCUCAUGAUUAUGAACAGAGAUUAAAAUUAUUAAAGCAGUUAGAUAACAUUAAUUUUAGAAAUGAAAACUGUUAUAUUGUUCAUAGACAUGCACGUGAUGGAGAUAUAGUAAUAAUGAAUAGGCAACCUACUUUACAUAAAUUUUCUAUAAUGGCUCAUUAUAUAAAAAUAUUUGAAAAAGAAAAAAUUUUCCGAUUAAAUUACGUUAACUGUAGUUCAUAUAAUGCAGAUUUUGAUGGUGACGAAAUGAAUAUGCAUUUGCUACAAACCCCAUUAGCUAGAGCGGAAGCUAGCCAUUUAAUGAAUUGCGAUUUUCUAUUUACUAGUUUUAAAGAUGGAUCUCCACUAAGAGGGUUAGCACAAGAUUUUAUCUUAGGAGGUUUACAUCUGACUUCAUUGGAAACCUUUUUGAAUUAUGAUGAAUACUGUAAUUUGUUGCAAUGUUCUUUAAAUUGUUUAAUUUCUCAGAAAAAUUCUUUCUUCUUUAAAAAAAAAAAAAACAUGCACAAAAUAGAUGAUACUACUACUACUACUAAUAAUAAUAAUAAUAAUAAUAAUCAAAAUACUCCAUACAAUAAUAAACAAAACUUCAAUUCUUUUAGUGGUAAUAAUGUAAAAAUAACCAAUUACAAUUAUUUAGAUCCAUAUGCAAAUAUUUUAAAUCAAAUAAAUUUUAGCAUAGUUACUGAUGAACCAGCAAUACUUUUUCCAAAAAAAAUAUGGACAGGCAAGCAAUUAAUAACAAGUAUUUUAAAAACGAUUAUUGAUAAGGUAGCUGUAGAGACUUUUAACAAAAAUAAUGAUAAUGAAUUUAUGAAAAAUUAUAAAGGAAUAAAUUAUACAUCAAAAGCAAAAACUUCAGCAGAGUUGUGGUCUUUUGAUCCUGUUAAAGAAUGUGAAGUCAUUAUUAAAAAUUCUGAAUUGUUACAAGGAAUUCUUGAUAAGUUUCAUUUUGGUGCAAGUUCAAAUAGUCUUAUUCAUUUGUGCUUUGAGUUAUUUGGACCUAAAACUGCUGGUGUUUUGUUGGAUUGUUUUGGUCGUUUGUUUAUAAGUUUUUUACAACUUCGUGGAUCUAGUUUAAGUCUUUAUGAUUUUAUUUUAAACAAAGAUGCUAAAAGAGAAAAAUCCUUAAUAAAAAAAAGAAUUUCCUUCACUGGAUUUUAUUUACAAAACCUUUUUGUUCAUUCUAUUGCAAAAUCGUUAAAUGCAGAUAUUAAUGAUAUGAAUUCUUAUGCGAAGAGAAAAAAGGAAUGUAAUAAUGAAAAAAAUGACAUAAUUAUUAACAAAAUGUAUGACUCAUAUAAGAAAAAAGAAGAAAUUAUAAGUUAUUUUGAACAAAAAAAAGGAAAACAGUUGAAAUUAAGUAGUAAUUCAAAUAAAUAUAUGAAAGAAGAAAAAGAAGCGAAUUAUUCGAAAAAGAAAAGUGAUAUUCUAGGUAGUAUAAGUAAUUAUAAAAAUAUGGAUAACAUGAAAAAGGAAAAAGAAAUGGAAUUAAAAAAAAAUUAUGGAGUUACAGAUGAUAAUAUACUAAAAGAAAAAUAUAUAGACCUAAAAGAAGAAAAAUAUUUCAUAGCUUUAUUAAAUAAAAAAAUUGAAGACAUUUGUGCACAAAAAAUAAAAGAAGAAAAGGGUACAUUUUUUAUAAAUAAUGAAAAUACUAGUAACUUAGAUGAUAAAAAAAGAAGAGAAAUGGAUUCAUCUGAUAGUGAUAAUAUAUUUAAAAGAAAUUUUACUUUAUAUGAAAAGUAUAUAAAUAAUAAAGAUGAUAUAUAUAAUUGUAAACAGGAUGAAAAAAAAGAUUCUAUAAUUUUAAAUACGGUAAUACACAAAUUGUAUAAUUCUAUUAAGGAGCCUUCAUUUUUUAGUAAUCCUACAUUUACAGGAAAAAAAAUUAUAAAAAUUAUUGAGAAAAUUCUUGAUUUUUUAAAAGAAGCAAAAUGCAAUAAAAGACUAAAAAUAUUUAUAAUAUUCGAAUUGUUUCAAAAUAAAAAUAUAAUGAAAUAUUUUCCGUCAUUGAUGAAUUAUUUACAUGACUUUAAUUAUGAUUUAAGUAACGAAGAGAUAAUAAAAAAUGUAGUAAAUAAUAUUUAUUUCGAAGAAUAUUGUCCUACAUCCCCUUUUAAAAAUCCUAUAUCAUUAAAUAAAGAUAAUAUAAUAAAAAAUAAGGAUGAAUAUAAAUUAAAUAAAUUUAUUAAUUUUUAUGAGAGUAGUAUACAUAAAAAAGAGGACGAUGCUUAUACGAAAAAGGAAAUUACUAAUAGUGUUGAUAAUAUUAGUAAUAAUGAUGAUUAUGAAUUAAAUAUAAAGGAAAUAAGUCUUCAUGAUAAAAAAUUAAUAAAAAAUUGCUUAAUAUCAAGUUUUCCAUCAUUUCUCUUAAAUGAUGAUAUAUGUAAUUUAUCAUAUAACGACAAAUAUCAAUAUUUUGAAGAAUAUUUAAAGGUUAAAGAAGAAAAAGAAGAUGGUUAUUUUAAAUUUUAUGAUAUGAAAGAUAUUUUUUAUAAAAUGGAAUAUCUAAUAAAUAAUUUUUUUUCUUUAAAUAGAUUUGAUUUUGAUACUUUAAUUGAUUCUUUAUUUCAACCAUAUUUAUGUAGAGUAUCAUCUAGUACUGAUCAUUUGAUAAACAUGAAUAAUUUGAUUAAUAAAUUUUUAAAUAAUGGUUUUAGUAAUAUGAUAUUUACAGGUGCAAAAGGAAGCAAAGUCAAUUAUUCUAUGAUUUGUGGUAUAUUAGAUCAACAAUAUUUAGAAGGAAAGAGAGUUCCUAGAAUGAAAUCAGGAAAAACACUUCCGAGUUUUCAUAGGUAUGAUUAUGGUGCUAGAUCAUGUGGACUAAUUACUGAUUGCUUUUUAGAAGGAUUGAGACCUCAAGAAUAUUUUUUUCAUUGUAUGUCAGGAAGAGAAGGAUUAAUAGAUACAGCAGUAAAAACAGCCAAAUCUGGUUAUAUUCAAAGAUGCUUAAUAAAAUGUAUGGAAUCUGUAGUUUUACAUUAUGAUGGAACGGUUAGAAAUGAAGACAAUUCAAUUAUUCAAUUUUUAUAUGGAGAAGAUGGUAUAGAUCCUUCAAAAACAGCUUACUUAGAUUCAUCAAAUGAUUUGCUUUAUAAUUACAAUUUAUCAUUUAGCAAAUAUUUAAAAAAUAAUGUUCAUGAAAAAAUAUUAAAUAAUGAAGAUAUAUUUCAAAAUCAUAUAAGAAAAUGGAAAGAUGAAGAACCCGUAAUUUGCCAUUAUAAUCCAUAUACUUUUAUUGGGAGUGUAUCAGAUAAAUUUAAUAAAAAAUUAAGUAAAACUUUUUUCAAUAAUUUUAAUUUUCCUAAUUAUCGUGAUUUACCAAAAGAUUUUGAUACCUUGUCUACAUUACUUUUGAAAUCAAAAUAUUUUAAUUCUUUAUGUAAUCCUGGUGAAUCCAUUGGAAUUUUAGUUGCUCAAUCUUUUGGUGAACCUGCUACUCAGAUGACUCUUAAUACAUUUCAUUUAGCAGGUACAGAAAAUGUUACUAUGGGUAUUCCAAGGUUAAAAGAAAUUUUUCUUACUUCAAAAUUAACAUCUAAACCAAUGAUAUAUGUACCAAUAAAAAUUGAAUUGAAAACCAAUGACAUCAAUAAAAUGAAAUUAUAUAUUACCAACAUUGCUGAUAAAAUAUUAAACAGCUAUAAAAGUAUUUGCUUAAGUGACGUUGUUUAUGGUGUUGGAGUAGAAAGAAAAUUAAUAUUAAAAGAAAAUAAAAAUAAUGUCCAUUAUAUUAAUGGAUCUGAAUUUGAUGAUGAAAAAGUUAGUAGUAAUAUUGAUGUAAAUGUACAAGUAGCUAAAAUAAUGAAUGUUCUUAAAAAUGUUAACAUAAGUUUCGAUUGUAAAAAAGAAUGGAAUUAUGAAAUUAUUAUUCAAUUUGAAAAUCUUUAUCAUUUUUGUAAGAUAUACAAACAAAUAUCUAUUCCUUUUAUCCUUCAUAAAGUUACAAGUGCUAUUCUUACUUCUGUUCUUAAUAAAAUUCAAGAGAGUCUCAUAUUUCAUAACAUUAAUAGUAUUAGCUCAUUUAACCAUGAAUACUAUGAUGAGUUAUAUGAUUUUAUUAGCAAAAAAUUAGUUACAGAAUUUAAUUUUAAUGUGGAAAAAUAUGAAUAUAAAGAUGAUGAAGGUCAAAUAAAUGCGAAAUUGAAAUAUAUGGCUAAUGAAAAUAAAACAGACAAAUCGGGUGAUAAACAAAAUGACGAUCAAGAUGAUGUAAAUGAAAAUUAUAGCAAUUUACAAAAUAAAAAUGCAUAUAAUAAUAACGUAGGUGAUUCUAGCUAUAAUGGUAAAAAAAAUAAAGAAUUUAAUGUUCAUUCAGAUAUAGAAGAUAAUGAUAUGUCUGAAAAGGAAGAAAAUAUUUAUAAAGGAAAAAAAAAAUGGGAAGGAGAAACAGAAUCAGAAGCUGAAAAGGAGGAGGAAGAAUCGGAAUCAGAAGAAGGAAAAGGAGAUGAGAAUGAAUACGAUGAAGAUGAUGUGAUUGAUAGCGAAGUUGAGAGUGAGAAAGAUGAAGAUUAUAAUGAAGAAAAUAAAAACAAAGUUGAAAAUGAGAAAUAUGGAAAUGAUGAUGAUGAUGAUGAUGACGAUGAUGAAGAUGAAGAUGAAGAAAAAGUUGAAGAGGAAAAUAAACAGAUGAAGGAAAAAGAUAAUAUAUUAAAUAAUAAUAAUGUAUGCAGGUAUGAAAAAGAUAUGUCUAAAUUAAAAAACAGUAAAAAUACUAAAUCGGAUAAAAAUAAGAAUGAAAAAAAUGAUGAAAAUGUUAACCUACAUGAAAACAGUUAUUUUACUAAUAGAAAUUCAAGUGAUGAAUUAAAAUUAUCCGAAUCUUCCAAUGAUUCAGGCACUGUGAAUUAUUUUUCUUCAGAAGCUAGUGUUACACAUCAUGUUUCAGUUGAAUCAGAUGAUUCCAAUAAUAUAAAAGAUAAAAUAUGUGGUGAAAAUUCUCAUCAUAAAAAAAAUAUAUUGGAUAAAAAUAAAAUGAAGACAAAAGAAAAAAUUAAAGCAUCAACAAUAACAGGAUCAACGACAGUUUCAUCACCAGCAACGUCAACGAUAUCUACUCCAAUAAAAAAAAUAGAUGAAGAUACAGAAGAAGAAAAAAAAGAUGAAGAUGAAGAGGAAGAAGAAGAAGAACGAAAACAAAAAGAGAAAGAUGAAGAAGAAAAUUUUACAAAAUCAUUUGAAAAUAUGUUAUAUAAUUACAAAAAUAACAUUAAUUUAGGUGAUUCUGAAAGCGAUGAAGAUGAAGAAAAUGGAGAAAAAAAGAAUGAACAGAAAUUUGUUAAAAACAUUAUUGAUAAAAUAAAAAGUAGUUUACUUCGUUUUGUUAAAAAAAUCAAUUUUUCUCCUAUUACUUGGACUUUGAAAUUUGAAGUUGGAUGGGAUAUUAAUUUUUUUCCUUAUCCCAUUGAUUUUUUAACUUACUUAAAAUCAGAAAUUUCGAAAGAAACAUUAUACAAAGUAAAGGAUUUAAAUAAUCCAAAAAUAUUAAAAGGAAAAGAUAUAACUCAUAGCGGUUCAGAAUAUGAGUUACAAAUAGAAGGAAAAAACAUAUACAAAUUAUAUAAUAUUAAAGAUAAAUAUAUUGAUAAAACAAAACUAUAUUGCAAUGAUAUUUAUGCAAUAGUAAAAACUUAUGGUAUUGAAGCAGGCAGAUUAUGUAUAACAAAAGAAUUGAAAAAAGUUUUCGAUGCAUAUGGUAUUAAAAUUGAUUUUAGGCAUUUGUCAUUUAUAAGUGAUUUUAUGACUCAUACAGGUGAUUUGAAAGCAUUUAAUAGACAUGGAAUGGGGAAUUUUCGAAAUGUUCUUCAUAAAAUGAGUUUCGAGUGUGCAACAAAUUUUUUAAUACAGGGAUGCGUACAUAAAUCAAUUGAUCAUUUAUCAACAGCAUCAAGUAGUUUAUUCUUUGGAAAACACAUAAAAGUAGGUACCAACCUAGCUGAUGUUAUAACAUGCAUAGGAAAGUAA